Molecule: messenger RNA, 1813 nt
Organism: Ectocarpus siliculosus
Lineage: Eukaryota; Phaeophyceae; Ectocarpales; Ectocarpaceae
Source: the annotation of a GenBank genome assembly
UCAACUUGCUACCAAAACUUGUCCUAUCUUUGGAUGUCGUCCACGAGACGUGUGCACUCAAUCCCUGCAGAGAUGCUGCAUGAGUAGUUCUCAAGGUGCGCUUUCAAGGGGUGGGGUUCGCUGCUACCACAUGUUUGUGCUACCUUUGGAUCUCGUCCUCACUACCGUUGCACUCAAAUCUCUGUAGAGAUUCGAGUAGUUUUUCGUCACUUCAAUGAUCAAACCUGCUACCCACAUUUUUGUCCUAUCUUUGGAUGUCGUCCCCGUGACCUUUUUCACUCGAUCCAUGCCGCCCAGGUUUCCGCGGCGUUUCGCAUCGAGGUUCUAUCGGCCGUGCCGGGCAUGUCCCAAAGGGCAGUCGCGCGCCUCGCCAAGAGGCUCGACGAGGCGGAGGAGGCUAACGAGUCGAUGGAGAUCGGAGAGGAAAUGAGGCAUCUCACGCUGCAGGUGAUAUCGGAGGCGUUGAUGAGUCUCACCGCCGAGGAGGCCGACGGGACGUUCGCCAAGGUCUACAUGCCCAUCGUGGUCGAGGGUCACAUGAGGACUUGGAACCCCUUGCGGAGGUUCUGCCCGCUACUGCCUGGGUGGUGGGCUCACAUCAAGAACCAACGGAUACUCAACGACUACAUCACGGGGAUAAUUCGCGCUCGCUGGGAGAUCAUUCGAAAGGAGAGAGAUCAAGCCGCGGGUGCCACGAACGGCGUUGCCGACGGGAACGGGUCAGGGGGCACGGCGGACGGGAAGGAUUCGUACCCACACCUGGGGCGGAAGCGGGAUAUUCUGGACAAGGUGUUGGAUUCGCUUGAGCCAGGGGAGUGGGGAUCUGCGGCUGUUUUGCAGAUUCGAGACGAGAUGAAGACCUUCGUGCUUGCCGGGCACGAGACGUCGGCCUCCAUGCUAAAUUGGUCUCUAUUUGAGCUAAUGGGAAGCAAGGACCUCAUGGCCAAGGUAGUGGCCGAAUCGGAGCAAGUCUUCGGACACGCCGUGCCGCUGACCGCCCCUCUUCCAUCCGCAGAAAAGCUAAGGGGUUUGCAGUUCACAGAGGCGUGUCUGCGGGAGAGCCUCCGAAAGUAUAGCCUCGUGCCCCUGGUGGUAAGACGGUGCGUCGAGGACACCACCAUAUGCGAAGAAGGGGGGACGGAGCACUUUAUCCCGAAAGGAUGUUCGGUACACCUCCUCAUCAAGGGGGUACAUGAACGGCCGGAUAUCUGGCCAGAGCCCAUGCGGUACAACCCCGACCGUUUCAUGGAGACACCGGUGGCACCGUACACCUUCCUUCCUUUCAUCGACGGUCCCAGGAACUGUCUGGGGCAGCACCUGUCCCUACUUGAGUCCAAGGUGGUCCUGUCUUUGUUGGUGAACCGGUACGAGUUCUCACUGGUGAACUCAAACGCGGGGGAGCCCAACGCGUGGAUGAUCCCCACCAUCCCAAAGUACGGGACGCACAUCACCACUAAGAGGCGGUCUGGUCGAUAACGAUGCGCAUCGCCGCCGGGGAACCGCGAAACGAGUUCCGCAAUUUUGAAAAAAUGGGUGCGACCGUCCACAACUAGGGGGGGGGUAUCAGAGGGGCUCCGCGAAAUCAUCCCGGAAUCACUUCGUCUGUCUAUAUGGCACGGUCGCGUGUCAAGAGAUUGUGGGAGAGGAGAGCAGAGGCUUUCUGCUGUACGAAAACUUGAUGAAAGUGUUUGCGGCACGCGUUUGGAGGAUGGGACGGGAUGAGGACGACCGCUUGUUGCGCAUUACGACGCACGGCACGAACCGUGGUUUUCUACCCUAUCGCUGAGCUCGGUUGUUUGUAUUCUCGGUCAAG